Messenger RNA from Aphis gossypii (cotton aphid), 750 nucleotides. RefSeq lists its product as uncharacterized. Lineage: Eukaryota; Metazoa; Arthropoda; Insecta; Hemiptera; Aphididae. The transcript has a single exon. The record is from RefSeq and is a predicted model, not a curated record. The coding region runs from base 1 to 750 and encodes 249 amino acids.
AUGGAAGACGAUAGUACAGUGUUGAACGAAUUAGUUAUUGCUAAGGAAAACAUUAAACGUAAAUUUGAAGCAUUAAAAAGAGGUGAUGCCGACAUUCAAUCUUAUGUAUCACAAACAUUUAAACCAAUAAUCGAGCCUCUGAACAAAUUACAUAACCAAUCGCCAACACCACAAACUUCCGAAGCAGGUAAUGAUAAUGACAUUUCGAAUGCAAUUGAAGAUUUAGCUACCGAUAAUCGGACGGGAACUUACCGGUCAUUAGAAGAAUGUGAGAAAGAUAAAAUAUAUGGUCCAAGAAAAAAAUCUGAUGGUGUUAUUAAAAUAGGCCAUGAAGAAGUAAAAUUUAAAAACAAUGAAAUAAUUAUCAAUGAUUCAUCUUAUCAGCUAACACCGGGGCUUGUUGAGUUAUUGUUUUCUAGAUAUCCAAUGCAAUAUACUGAUAGUGAUUUAAAUACAUAUAAAUCAAUACUUAUUCAAACAUCGGCACAUUUAACGCUGGAAGGUACAAAAAUUAAGCAAGGUGGUGCAAAGUAUAAACAAAUUAUUUGUAAGCUAUUUUCCUCGGGGGCCGGUGUGCAAUUACAAACGCAUAAUUUAGUAUAUUGGAAUGAUCCGAAUGAGUUGGUUGAUAGAUUAAGACUUCUUUUAGCCUCUCAAUCUGCGGGAAACACCGGAGUUUCAAACGAAAUAUUAUCUAUUUUUGAAGAACUCUAUGAAUCCGGUAUAACAAAGAAAAUACCUAAUGUCUAA